Molecule: messenger RNA, 3763 nt
Organism: Penaeus indicus
Lineage: Eukaryota; Metazoa; Arthropoda; Malacostraca; Decapoda; Penaeidae
Product: F-box only protein 31-like
Exons: 5
Coding region: 314-946 (210 amino acids)
Source: RefSeq, a predicted model, not a curated record
AUUAUUUUGUUCUUUCCCAUAUCAACAGUUUGAGAAUGGGUGUAUAAAAGGUUUGAAUUGGGAGAUUGGUUCUGAAAUAGAUGUAGAUGCCCCACUCAGACAGUAUGUCCUGUUCUCUAUCAAAGGUGACAAGAAAUCUCCUGAGUGUGUCUGUCUACCAGACAUUGCUCCUCAUUCUUGUUCACUUGUUUUGGACAAGAGGAGAGGGCAUAUAAAGCAACACUGCUCAGAGCCUGAUAACCAUAUACAGGCCCUUGUAGAAUACAUUAUUAGUGGCAAGCAUACGGAAUCAGGAUGGGUGAAUAGAUUGAAGAUGGUGUUUUUGAAUGAAGUACUAGCUUCGGGGGCUCUGCACCAGCCAAUCCACGUCCCAGGACCUCAAAACGUACCAGAAGAGCUCCUCAUGAAGGAUGGAACACUCCCACCACAGUUAAUCACACCAGGACUUUUUAAGGGUUCCUAUGGAAGCCAUGGCACUGAGCUCAUUUUGUUCAAGUACAAAGAUGAGAAUGAGCUUCAUGGAAUAAAGGUAACUGGAGAUCCAAAUGUGUAUGCAGGGAAGAUUACAGUUAAAGUGUCACUUAGGUUUCCUGUUAAACCUCUCUCUAAAGAAGAGCAAAGGUCCUAUGAAAUUUUGAAAAACAUCGAGCCUGAACAGAGUGCAGAACCAAUCUACAGCAUCAGACCACAAGCCUUCAUUCCCCCAGAUGGUUUUGAUCUUCGUGACACAUCUCCUCCAGGAAGUUGUAAGGCAAGAUAUCAUGGUUUUGGUCAAAUAGCAUUUGAAGGAUUUCAACACCCCAACUUCAUUGGAGCACAUAUCAUGGUGUUCAACAAUGACCUGCUUGGAGUUGCCUGGAUUACUCUGGAAUCAUUCAGCCUGUUUCGACGUGUUGAGAAUACUUUUACCCAAAAUAUCCUGCCUGAUCUUGAGAGCGCUUUAUAAGAUGGAAGAAAGAUACAUUUGUUGAACCCCACUUUCACCCCAUGCUGGAUAUGUGAGCAUGUGUGAUUUUUUUUUUUUCUUUUCUUUUCUUUUUUCUUCAAUCUGCCCUAGUUGUUCUUUAGAUAUUUGUUGGCUUCUUCAUCUCAUGCCUUUGAUGUACAAUAAUUAUGGUUUACUUUUAAAUAGCAAAGAAACUUAAAUCAGUGGUAAGAGUAAUGUGUUUGUAUUAAUGACAUAUUAUCUCCCAGUUAAAGAUAGUUAUGAAAUCUUUUUAUUUGAUUAUAUAUUUCAUCUAACUGUUAAAUACUUUUUGGAAUUUUGUAAGGAAAAAAUUCAGUUUGUUUAUGAUUGGUUACAAAAAAAAUAGUAGACUUAUUUGAAUGUUUGGAAUUUUUCUUUAUUCAGGGUUCAUGUAUGUUAUUUGAAUGGUUGUAGUUUUUUUCUUUAUUCAGGGUUUGCUUAUAUGUUAUUUGAAUUGUUGUUUUUUUUUAUUCAGGGUUCACUUAUAAUAUGUGCAUCUCAAGCAGACUCAAGAAUGUUGUGAUAUGGCCUUAAUUCAUACUCAAUAAAACCUUAACACAAGUACCUAUUAUAAGUGUGUUUAUUAUUUCUUGUGUGUAGCUCUUGGAAAACCAAAUAUAGACUGUAAGAUUAUUUACAAAGACUCUAGAUUUCUGCAAUAAGACAUAAUUGGAAGAACUGGCUGAUGUUGGAGAGCAAAAGGGAAGCAAGAGGUUUUAAAAGGGGAGGGGGAUAGACAUGAAAUUUUCAUUUACUUCAGGGAAUGAUGAUGCAUAGAAUUUGAAGCCAUAUUUGGUUAACUGUUUUUGUUAACCAGUUGGAAUUAUCCCCAGGGAGUAGCUGGGGGGGGGGGGGACAAGUGUCACUUUGAAGGAGGCAGUUCUCCAUUCCAGUUGCUGAUCCACCACUGCAUCAACUCCAUAUUUUUUCUUUACUUUCUUCUUUCUCCUUUUUUUAUAAAAUAAUGUAAAAUUCAUUUGGAUUUUUUUUUUUUCUAGAUAACAAUAAUAUUCUGUGAUUCCUUUUAACAACAUGCAGAAUGUUUUUUCAAUAUUUUUUAUAGGUCAAAAGGUACCCUCUCUUUCUUAGUUUGGUCAGUAGGAUUAGGUGUAGGGGAUACUUGAAGCAUGUUCAGGAAUUCUUCAGGAGUACAGAAUCCAGCACUUGUGAUCUUUGAACUAUUAGUAGUAACUCGAGCACAAAAUUUGCAGAGUAAAACAAAGUAGAAGCAAUGGUGAUAUGCAUCACUUAAAAUUGUCCACACAAAAAUAUUGCAGCACAUGCAUUUAAAAGCUAAACAUAUUUCAUUCAUGUUGUUAUUUUUUCACAUAUGAUAGCAUUACAGUGAAUAACUUAAAAAAUAACUGAAUGCGAUUCAUAUGUGAAUGACAGAAUGUUAUUAAUCUGUUUGUGGAGAUGAAAAGAUUGUGUUGCCCUUUUUUGUGGAAGCGUGUGUAUACAUGUGUGCAUAAUAUUGUUUGCACAUUAUAAUUUUUCAUAAAUAUCUUUUUUUAUUUGCCCUCUCUUAAUUGUAAAGCUUUAACCCAGUGCAACCUGAAACACAUAAUAGUCAUUGGAGUUGUUUUGUAAAAUGUGUUCACAAAGAGAUGCUUCAACAAGUGCUCAGCUAACAAGGAGCCGUGAUCUUACCUAAUUUCACCUGUCCUCAAGUUUUCAGGAUUUAUUUUUAUUAUUAUUAUUAAUUUUGUUGCUGUUAUUAUCAUUAAUGACAUUCUGAUUAUUAUAUUAUUAAAAAUAAUGGCAAUAGGUCAUUAGAAUUCACAUUGAUUAACAGACACAAAUAAUUCUUAUGUCAAGAGCCUGCCUCAUGAUCAGAAAAUGUAAAGAAUAUAUACACAAAUAUAUUGAUUACAAUCUCAUGAGAGUAGUAUUUACUACCAGAAAAGUCAUGUGUUCACCAAAUAUUUGCAAAUUAAAAUAGUGCAUUGGAAAGCUAUAGGGUAAUGUAUUAAAUUUUAUAUUGCUGCUAUUGUGAAACAUGUUUUCUGUUGUAUUAUAGUGUACUUAAACAAAAUAUAUUAGGUAACUGCAAAUUCAGCAUUGGUAGCAUGUUUGGCACAUUAGCAGUGUUGCAAGAUCACUUUAUCACACCCAUGAUGCACAAACAUAGAAACACACAAUUAUCAUUACAACUGUAACCCCAGCAAAUGAAAUGCCCCCAGUUACCUGCUUUAAAAAUGCCAACACAUGGGUGAUUUACCCAUUAAAGGUGCACACUUACAAACAGAAAUACAUUGUGCUAAUGAAAAAGUUUAAGAUAAUUGUCACUAACUAAUGUAAGAAAGCACCAGAUUAUUUGUUAACAUAUGUCAAAUACAAAUAUAACUAUAGGGACUAAAAAUACAAUACAUCUAUUAGAUAUUAAUCAAGCAAUACCAGAAUUAUGGUAAAAAAAUUAGGAAUAAUUUAUAGGCAUUGUUCAAAAACUCCCAUAUACCUAACCAUAUAAACUGGUAUUUUAUGCUAUUUUUUAAGUACUCUUGAUACUGGUAAUCCUAUUUUGGAGAAAUGUUCUUUCUCUAAGAAAUUCCAUCUAUUGGGCCCAUGUUUGUAUUUUUUAUCUAUGUUUGUUUAGCUCUGUUAUCAGUAUUAUUUAUCAUUAUUUUUUCAUGUAAUAAUCAAUUGAUAGUGAUUUGCAGACAUCAGGAUAAAGCAAGUUACAAGUGGAAAAAGAGGUAACUAGAAAUGUCAACCAAUAUUUAUAUCUAAACAUACAGAUAUGUUAUCCUUCACAGAAUAUUUUACCAGUGUGGAGAAUAAAGAUUAUGAAAUUUG